UAUUCUUUUUCUAAAAAAUUCACAGUAGGGAAAUUUAGCCAUUUUUAGUGGUACAAAGAAUAGCGUAUUAUGUUCAUCCAGUAACUCUGCACGCGAUAUUAUCGAUUCAGAAUGGAAUAAGAUACUAGCAUUACAGAGAUAGAUGAAAAGAAUUGUAACUAAAUUAUAUUUCCGGAUUAGAAAGUGUUGAUUCGUUCAUUUUUCAUUCGUUCAAUUUUUCAUUCGUUCUCUCUUCUAAAUAAAUAUUUGUAGAUCUUUACAUUUUUAUUUUCAUUGACUAUUAUUGCUACAAAUAAAAUUUCUAUAUUUAUUAAAAUUGUACAUUAGCAAUCAAAUGUAUAUAAUGAAUACAUUACGAUUUAUUUGUCAGCGAAAUAUUCAUCAAGUUCGUCACUUUCAUAAAUGUAUUAUUCAACAGACAGAAGCAGUUGCUGCAAUGAGCACACCUCCUUUGUCGGAAUCUGUUGCUACAGAAAAUGAAUUACCAGUUAAUUCUAAAAUAGAACAAAUUGCUAAUCAAAUUGUUUGUUUAAAUCUUAUAGAAGUAGCACAAUUAAGUGAAUUACUUAAAAAGAAAUUAAAUUUGCCAGAUGCAAUGCCUAUGAGUAAUUUUGUUGCUGCUCCAGUAAAAGGAGAAGAGGAAGUUGAAGAGGCUGCAGCAGUACAAACUGCAUUUAGUGUUAAGCUAAAAAGCUUUAAUGAAAAACAAAAAAUUGCUUUAAUAAAAGAGUUGAAAAAUAUAUUACCAAAUUGUAAUCUUGUACAGGCUAAAAAAUUUGUAGAAAGUGCACCAAAUAUUAUUAAAAGUGAUCUUUCAAAACAUGAUGCUGAUGAAUUAGCAGAUCUUAUCACGAAAGUUGGUGGUAUAGUUGAAAUUGUUUAAU
Messenger RNA from Apis mellifera (honey bee), 884 nucleotides. It is a transcript of the gene mRpL12, whose product is annotated as 39S ribosomal protein L12, mitochondrial. Gene Ontology annotation, molecular function: structural constituent of ribosome. The record is from RefSeq and is a predicted model, not a curated record. The transcript is spliced from 4 exons. Gene Ontology annotation, cellular component: mitochondrial large ribosomal subunit; ribosome. Gene Ontology annotation, biological process: translation; mitochondrial transcription. NCBI's taxonomy places the organism in Eukaryota, Metazoa, Arthropoda, Insecta, Hymenoptera, Apidae. The coding region runs from base 335 to 883 and encodes 182 amino acids.